Messenger RNA from Ornithorhynchus anatinus (platypus), 1050 nucleotides. It is a transcript of the gene PIWIL4, whose product is annotated as piwi like RNA-mediated gene silencing 4. Gene Ontology annotation, molecular function: piRNA binding; protein binding. NCBI's taxonomy places the organism in Eukaryota, Metazoa, Chordata, Mammalia, Monotremata, Ornithorhynchidae. The record is from RefSeq and is a predicted model, not a curated record. Gene Ontology annotation, cellular component: P granule. Gene Ontology annotation, biological process: regulatory ncRNA-mediated gene silencing.
CGCUCCCUGAUUGGACUUGGAAUAUUAGGACAGUAUAAUAACAAAAUCUAUCAUAUAGACGAAAUUGAUUGGUCAGUGAAACCUAAUGACAAGUUUCUGAAACAUGAUGACACUGAGAUCAACUAUGGUGAUUAUUAUAAACAGAACUAUGAUAUCUUUUUGACUGAUUUAAAUCAGCCUAUGCUAGUAUCCUACUUAAAAAGAAGACAGGACAGUCUGGAACUUCGCACUGUCCACCUGGUCCCUGAGUUCUGUUUUCUGACAAGGAUCAGACCUGAGAAAUAUGUUACACGUCAAAGAGCUAUAGUUGGCUCAGGAAAUGAUUUAAAAUCACUCUUGGUGGUUGGGAUUGAUGCCUGUAAAGAUUCACUGAACAAGAGAAGCUCAGUAAUUGGACUUGUGGCCAGUACCAAUUCCAGAAUUACCAGGUGGUUUUCUCGCUGUAUCCUUCAGAACACAGGGACUGAUUUUGCAGAUGGUUUGAAAAUUUGCAUGAAAGGAGCUCUCAACAAAUGGAUGAUGUUUAAUCAUGAGUUGCCUUCAUGCAAAAUAGUAUAUCGAGAUGGCGUUGGGGACGGUCAACUGAAAAGAGUGGUUGAUUCUGAAGUUCCACAGCUGCUUAACACUAUGAGAGAAUUCAGUAGCUCUCGCAGUCCCAAAGUGUCAGUGGUUGUGGUCAGAAAGAAGAGUAUUGCCAAAUUCUUCACAGAACCACAGAAGGCUUUGGAGAAUCCACCUGUGGGCUUUAUGGUGGACUCAGAGGUCACUUGCCCUGAAUGGCAAAUGCAAUAUGAUUUUUAUUUGAUCGGUCAUUCAGUCCAUCAAGGCAUUGUCAGUCCCACAUAUUUUAAUGACAAUAGACUGAAGCCAGACCAUAUGCAAAGACUUACCUAUAAGAUGUGCCAACUAAUGAUUACUUUUCAGGGCGUAAUUAGAAUGCCUGUUCCCGGUCAAUAUGCCCACAAACUGACCUUUUUGGAAUCACAGAGCAUUCAUAAAGAACCAAGGUUGGAACUGUCUGAUUCUCUCUUUUACCUGAGAUGGAAAUGA